Messenger RNA from Stylophora pistillata, 11842 nucleotides. RefSeq lists its product as uncharacterized. The record is from RefSeq and is a predicted model, not a curated record. Gene Ontology annotation, molecular function: protein binding. Lineage: Eukaryota; Metazoa; Cnidaria; Anthozoa; Scleractinia; Pocilloporidae.
CUAUUCCAAAAUCGCUUGCGAUUACAAAACUUAGUCGAAUUACUCGCCGAAUUUCCUAAGAAAAGCGGAAAGAAAAAAAAUUCGCUCAUGUGGUAAAAAGGGAAAAUCAAAUUUGUUUCAAGCACGAGGUGUGCCUCAGGAAUUAAAACCCGUAUAAAGCCUUGAUUGUCAGACGGGUCGCCACCAACUCAGUUAUGGGUUUUCGUUUUGUACUAUUAAUUAUAUCAUUAGUAACUUUAUCAAGAGCGAAAGACCUACGGCCGUCGGCGUCUCAGGCUGUUGACCGUCGAAGCGCUCCUGAUGCUCUUCUCGGGGAGAUCUUUAACGAUCCAAGUGCGACGAGUUUAACAAAACUCAACCUUGAAGAUAGUGACAAUGACAAUGACGACUUUUCAGGUUCGGGUUCGGAACUGUGGUCGGGUUCGGGUGAGUUGCCGAAGCCUUCCGAAGACACAACCACACAGAAUCAAACAGACAGCCAACAUGAGCAAGCGACUGAGACUCUGUCGCAAACACUCGCGACUUCUGAUACGACGGGCACCGAAAAGUCUAACAACUCUAAUGACACCACUGACAUGAAAGACAAUAACAACAGUACAGACCCAUCAGCUGCUACUUCUGACAAUUCUGACGAUACUAACACAGUGAAUCCUUCUACCGCAGCACAAACUGCUCAUCAACAAAGUUCGACGGACGCGUCCUUGACGUCACCGAAUGUGACGUCACAGGGUGCAGACGCAAAGUUACCCUCUACUGAGGAUCAGAGUCAAAAUACAGUAGUCCAGACAGAGGAAAAUGACAAAACAUCCAAUGACAAGUCGAACGCUGAAUUUUUGCCAGCACAAACUCAAAAUACUUUGGAAACAGUUCCUGAUAACUCACCUGCUGCCCUGGUUGGGCAACAGUCGCCUGGCUUCGAUGAUAAUUCGUUAUAUGACCCUACGAUAGUGAAGAAAACCGAUGUUCCCGUUGGUCCGGAUAUGUUUUCUAAUCCUUUAGUUAACAAUACAGCAGACAUUCAAGGAGCAUUACGGUCGGCCAUCUCUCAAGCUCCUGUGCCUGCUCUCCAGGCUCCAGCCGUUCGAAAGUCGGCAGUGCCGUACAGAGGUUCGUUUCCACUUCAGCUUCACAAGUAUUCACCGUAUUCAAAGCUGAUGAAGAAGAACAUGAUUGAGAAGGCAAAAGCAGGCUCAAACCUAGACGCUGGAAAGAAGUCAGUGAUAACCGGCCUUACCGACGCCGGUGGUCUGCGUCCUUUGUCAGUAAACCUUCCUCAGGCGCCGCAGCAGCAACAAGAUGCAACAAACACUCAGGGUUAUCCUCAGCCUCAGGCGCAGGCUCCUGCAAUGGAUGUUAAUCCAGCGCAAAUGACGUUUGGAGACCAACCACAAGCCCCUCUAGCAGCACAGCCUUUUGCCCCAGUUCCUACUGAAUCUCAAACAUUGGCAAACCAGGCCCCAGCUGAAGUUCAGCUUCAGAACCCCCAGCAGGCACUCGACCAGGCUCAAGGAGGUGUUCCCCAAGCUCCGGAGCAAGCCUUUGCCCCUCAGGUGGCAGAUCCGUCUAAUAUGCAAAUGCAAAGUCCAGAAAACGUUGCUGCUGCCUUUCCAAUGAAUGCCACAAUGCCCGACACAAUGGUAGGUGCCCUACCUCAGCAAACUCCUGGAAUUCCCGCCCAGGGUGUCCAGGCUGUACCAGUAUACCAGGGACUUCAACCCAAGAAACCAGUGAUAGAAGAAGAAGACUGUGAUGAUCAGUUUGAUACUUGUCCUGAGAUGGCUAAAAAUGAUUACUGCACAAAGUACCCAGACCUAAUGAAGAUUCAGUGCAAAAAGUCUUGUCAUUUCUGUGAGAUCAAGCACAGCAGUGACGGGUCUGGUUCGGGAUACGACGAAUACGAUUCAGGGUCAGCAAGUUUAUAUUAUGCUGAUGAAGUCGAUUCCGGCUCCGGCUCGAGCGACUGGGAUGACGAUAGCGACGAUGAUGAAGAUCCAGGAUAUAAAAAGUCGGGGAUUCCUGCACCAAUCCACAAGGUAUUGAUGGCAAAAUUUGCAGCAGACUCUGGCUCUGCCUCGGGCGCGUCCGGAAUGGGCGAGUCUUCAGUGUCAGAUGACGACUUACAGACCUCUGGUAGCGCUGAGGCCGGGUCAGGCUCCCAGAAGAAAGAUGAGGUCAGUGAGGCCGUAUCUGGAUCUGGUGAAGCACUACCUGUUGCAGUAGCAUCGCCCACUCCCGGGGCAUCUGAAAUUGGCUCAGGUUCUGGAAGUCUAGCCGAAGAUCUUGCGACUGGCACUGUAAGCAGAGCUAAUGAAAAACAUAGCUCGAUUCCACGACCUCCGGUUCAACAAGUUUCAGUCUAUCCAAAGAUUGACCUAAAAGAAAUCGCAAAGGCUGUUAAUACGUAUCGAGGUGUUGCGCUGAAAAUGCUCGGCGAGGCCCUGGAGGGUGCUGCAGAGCAAAAAGAGGAAGAGCUAUCUAAGAAAUCUCACAUUCCACUUCCACCUGCUACCGACAUCUUGCAGCGGAUGGGUUUUCCGAUAGGGUAUGAUGAAAGCUCCAAGAGGAACAUGGUUCCAAACCCGAUCCAAGAUCCCAAUAUGAUGAUGGCUCCCAAUUAUGGAAUGAUGGGUCUUGGUAACAACGGAUAUGCGUACAAUUUCCCCCAGCAAGUUGGAAACGAGCCUCUGGCAGAUUUUUAUGCCCAGUACCAACAGCAACCAAACUUUGCGAGGUCGGAUGUCAUGGCUUCUCCUGAAGAACAAGAGGAAGAACCACAAAAUGAGGACGAAGGUGCUGCUCAGGCCGAUCAGUCUGAGACCACACAACCAGAAAAUGAGCAGCAGCAGGAGAAUACCACUGAGGCGGAGAAACAGGAUAAGCCCGAAACGCCGAAAAAUAACACCGAUGAAAAGGAUAAAAAAGAUGAGAUUGUAGAUCCUUUUGAAUACGUACGAAAUAUGGGCAAAGGAGCAUCUAUGGAGCCUAUUCGUUCUAAGGCUGCCUCUGGUUUGAUUUCCGCAUCUCAUUCAGAUCCUCUCAUCUUAUGGAAAAGUUCUCAAAUCGAAAAGCUCGCCGCUAUAGCGAAAAAGAAGAGCGAAAUACCACAGCCAGGAAGUCAAACUUUGAUGCCUGCAGGCAGUGACUCGCAGUUUGAGCAAGAAGUCCUCCAGUCUCCUGAGCAGCAGUUCAGAUCGGACAUUCCUGAACAAAAUAUGACAAUGGCUGGUCUACCAGACAUGUCAGGGCAAACCGCUUCAGCCUUCCCACAAUACAUGCGUCAGAGUGAAGCUUUGACACAAAGUCCCACGGACGAGCUUGCAGCAAGAAGUCAGAUCCUUCAAAACCAGCCCCUACCGUCACUUGAACAACCACAACAACAACAAGGUUUGCUUGCACGUCUCAUGCCACAGCAAGCCAACACUUCUUCCGCUGAUUUUAAAAACUCCAUCCCGCAAGGCCGUUCGGGAAAUCGUCUAGGGGUGGCGGUUUCUCAUCAUGCACCCGUCCCAGGUUCUUUUCCAUUGACUCUUCGCAAGAUGGUUCCAGGCAUGGUUCAGAAGAAGGACGAACUGUAUAAACAGGUGCAAGAAGAAAUCAACAAGAACAGUAUUCCCUCAGCUGGUGCUGUGGACAUGUUCGCCAGUCAGGUAGCCAAUAACCCCGCAGUUCCACAACUAGCACAGAUGUCUCAAGGAGUGUCGCGCUCUGACCUAUUGCCAGAGGCCAACAGUCAGAGUGCUCCAACUAAUGAGCCACUCCCUGAACCAGCACAGGUCACGGUGACUCCAGGUGGAUCCCGCUCGGAUCUGUCACCAGCCAACAGCUUACCAACUGACGACAACAAUGAAAAAUCUGUGGACAGCACUGAAAAUGCAGCAGCUUCCAUCAACGAGGCUUUCACAGGUCCCUCCAUAUUAAAUCAAGAUCAGCAUUCAGCAGAUCCUCUUUUUGGAUCCCUCAAUUCAAAAAUUACCACGUCUUCGGAUAAUCCCGAUGAAACCCCAAGCGAUGAUCCAAUGGAUAAGUUCUUCAAUCCAGAAGUACAAAUUUCGGGGAAAAUCCCCGAAUCUGAAAAUACAGACGAUGGGAUUGCUGAUCCAGGGGCCUCUAGAGAUCAAGUUUCCAAAACGACCGACAUUUCUCCAGGUGCGGAGAAAGGAACUACCAAAGGGAAGAUUUCUGCUCCAAGCUCUGGAAACUUACCCCCAUUGAGCCAUGGAAAUGGAGUGGCACCCGCCUUACCUCCCCUCAAUCAUAACGUGGAAACAGCUUCAAGCCUACCCCCACUGAACCAUGCAGAAGAACACGCCGCGAGUUUACCACCCCUUUUGCACGGUGUUGAACAAGCAGGCAACCUCCCACCACUCAAUCACGGGAAUGACGCUUUACAGAGUUUUAGCAGUCUGCCACCAUUGAAUCGUGGCAAUGAUGAGGCAGCCGUAUUGCCACCUUUGAUGCAUGGCAUAGAGCAGGCUAAACACACUCCAAGUGCUAGUUUCGAAAAGCAGUCUUCACAAACUGUUGACGCUUUAUCUGCCUUCACAUCGCAGGUUGAAAACGCUGCACCUACGAGUGACAAUGGUGAAAUGAUACAGAGCUACGUUGGUAAACCUCCCCAGUCUCCCCCUCUAGAGCAUGCAUACCCUUUGAGUCAUGAGAAUGAGGCUCUUCUCCCGCCAUUAAAUCAUCCACAACUACCGCCACUCAACCACAACGACCUGGUAUCAACGGAGACCUCCAGUUAUACUGGAAGUGACGUUAAUUCAUUUUCAAGCCCAGGUCAAGGAAGGUCCAGCCCGGCACCGCCGAUAUAUCCAUUCACCAUACCCCCUGAGGGAGGACAAGGAAACCAUGGUUACCAUGGCAGCCAAGAAACCGAAAAUAACCAAGACGCGUUGAAGACUUCUUCCCAGGCUUCUGCUCGUGGGUCACUGCCGUCUCAGUCUCCUUAUUAUCCAUUUAGCCAAGCAAACACCAACCCACAGCCAGCGGUCGGUCGUCAAUGGUUUCCAGAAGGGGGAAAGCCUUAUCCAAUACCAUUGCCACCUGAAGGAAGUCAAAACGAUCUAUCAAACACAGGAAACGCUCAAAGAAUGUUUGACAACCAGUUGUUUGGCGAACCAAGUCAGUUUGUUUCCCCUCAGCUGUCAGCAGCAUGGAAGAAAGACAAUGAUGGGAAAGACAGUAAACCCCGCAAACCUUGUGAAGGAGACGAGUUUUGUCCUUAUCCGUUCUACCCAGUUCCACUGCCACCAGAGGGACAACAAAGUGACCAAGCUCACCAAGCAAACUCAAACUCGAACGCAAACCCAAGUUCAAAUGGUAAUAUCGGAAAAAAGAAUUUAAUUCGACCAAAGCCAGAUCUUCAAUGUGGCGCUGGUUGGAUCGGAGCUCUCGGUGAUUUUGGUUCAUUUUGUUACAAAGAGAUCUUCGAACGUAAAUCAUGGGACAACGCACAUCAGACGUGCAAGGGCUUUGGCGGAGAGCUUUUCAGCGUGACCAACGCCUAUGAACAACGUUUCAUUGAAAACUUUACAAACAUUGAAUCUUGGUUAGGAUACCGGGACAAAUCCAGAGACGGCACAUGGACUUGGAGUGAUUCAAGUUUGUCUGUUUUCACGAACUGGGAUAGUAGCGCUAAGGACGACCAUGGCAAAGGCAGAGACUGUGUACUGUUAAGUUCUAAAGAAGGGAAAUGGAAAGAUGCAUCGUGCUCACAGACGCAUGAGUACCUCUGUAAGAAGAAACCAGAAGAUUGUGGCAAGGGCUGGAAGAAGCUGACCUUAAACUCAGUUCGAGGAUGCUACAAACUUUUCAAAGAACCUAAAACAUGGGAAAAUGCGCUAGUAUCAUGUAUGGACGAACAGGCGUCGUUAGCAAGUAUACUGAGUGAUGACGAGGAGACUAUGAUAUCACAGGUGUAUUUGAAAUCAGACUUUUGGAUUGGCUACAAUGACAUUGAUAACGAGGGAGACUGGGUGUGGACUGACCGUAUGACGUCCUCGUACACCAACUGGGACGAGAAGUCACCCAACAAUGGAGGGGUGUCAUGCGCAAUAGUGACAAGCACUGGAAAAUGGCACGACGAGCCAUGUCAGAGCCAGUUUAGUUUUAUUUGUAAAAAACCAAGUCCUAAGGGCCCACAUCAUCCACUUAAUGACGCAACUUUGACUCAAGAGGUUGAGAAAUUUGUCUCCAACAAGUCAUUACUGAAUCCUGACAUUGACACAAGCGUGACGAUAUUUGGAAGCCAUUCCGUGACUCCUCAGUAUUUGUGGACUGUACAAAAGAUAUCCAACAGCCGUAUUCACGGAUCUAACCGCAUUGCCUCGCAUGGUAAUGUUAAAUCAGUGGACGGUGGUCUUCAGCUCAAUGGAGUGGACUCAUGGCUGGAUGCAGGGGAUUUUUAUGGACAGUGUUUGGGUGAUCCUGAUCUCUGUAUCAAGGGCUUCUCCUAUGCGUUACAGCUCAAUUUCGACGACGACGCUUUGUCUUACAACGACAAACGAUAUGUUUUAGACUCCAGCGGCAACUCGCGCGGCGUGUCAAUCUACAUUCAAAAUGGCUCACUAUAUUACCAGGUUGUGACGUCAACCAAAGAAUGGCAGCUGUCAAUGGAGCUUGUCACCAAUGAGUGGCAGGAUAUAGUGUUGACUUGGAAGAAAGAAGAAGGGCUGAUGCUGUAUGUCAACGGAGCGUUCAGGGACUCCCUGAAGGACGGAACAGAAACCAGCCUGAUACCAAAUAAACAGGCUCGACUUACUAUUGGUAGAAAGAGUGGAAACCCACCCUUCAAGUACACUAGGAUGUAUAUAAGCUCACUUUACGCAUUUACACGUUUCCUUGCGCCUGAAGAUGUUCCCUAUGUCUUUACUUUUGAUAAUACAGUUGUCCCACGGUACAUGUGGCUGCUGCCAAAGCUUCAAGACAAAAAGAUAACUGGCAGUCCAGAUAUCGAGGUGCAUGGACCAGUCAGAGCUGUGGAUGGAGGAGUGCAUCUUGAUGGGAAAGAAUCCUUCCUUAAAGUUGGAAACUUUGAUAGCAAAUGUCUCCAUGAUCCUUCCAAGUGUCCCAAUGGACUAAGCUUGAGCUGCAAGCUUAAAUUUAACCGGAUCGUUCGCACAUACAAAGAACCCCAUUACAUUCUAGACUCUGGCGGUCACCAAAAAGGUACUAAAGGUCUGUCUGCAUACCUCCUCAACAACAACUUGUACUUCAGUGUUGCCAUGAGCACGGAUGAAGACACUCUGACAUGGACAGUUAGAACCUCUAUCUUUACCGUGAGAUGGCAGCGAGUAGUACUGAGCUGGAGUCUGUCUGACGGCCUGUGGCUUUACACUGACAGUCAGUUCCGAGGCUGGACAAAGACUCCUAAGAGUGUGCCCCGUGACGUGGUGUCCGAGAGUGCCGACUUCAUAGUCGGUCGUAAAAAUGUCGGACCCGAGUACUCCCCUGCAGAGUUCUCAAUUGGCUCCCUUGCUAUCUUCCCAAGGUUCCUUGAGAAGAAAGAUGUCGAAAAAAUAUAUGGUGGAAAGAAAAUGCCAUACCCCGGCCUUAUUCGCGAGGUGUGGAAAGAACUGCCCGGAAAAUCCAUCAACAAGUUGAAAGACGAUCCCUACUACCCUAACGACCCCUCACUUAUUGAGAUUAUUGAAAACUUUGACUCUCCAUUUGACAUUGACAAAGACUACGGUAGCAGGGUGAAAGGAUAUUUCGUGGCACCUGAGACUGGGAACUACACUUUCUACAUGUCUGGAUCACAGAGUGGCGAACUGUGGAUGAGUAGCACAGAGAGCCAGCAGAACUUGUCAAAAAUGGUUUCGCUGGAUCAGGCAACUGGCCACAACCAGUGGAAUAAAUAUGCUGGUCAAAGCUCCAAGUCUGUGAUACUAGAGGCUGGAAAAUAUUACUACAUUGUUGGACUACAGAAAGGCACUGAGUCAACUGACUCGCUCUCCGCCGGAGUGCGUUUGCCCAGCGGUCGAUUCAUGAGACCUAUUACCAAAGAAAUACUUCAAUGGAGAAUGCCUGGUGACCCGUUCGCUGGUGUUAUUCGUGAGGUGUGGCAAGAUAUCCCAGGCUAUAGAAUCAUGGACCUCACUUCUAAUCCAAACUUUCCAAACAACCCCUCGAGCAUUGAGGUGCUGGACAAGUUUGACGCACCACACAACGUCGAUGAUAAUUACGGUUCAAGGAUACGCGGUUUUUUCAAGGCACCAGAAAACGGCUUGUACCGGUUCUUCCUGGCGGCGGACACUACAGGAGAACUGUGGCUGAGUUUCGACGAGUCAGAGAAAAACUUGAAAAAGAUUGUUGCUAUAAAUGGUUGGACAGCACACAACGAAUGGCUCAAAUUUCCAGAGCAAAAGUCUGAACGUAUUCACCUCAAGAAAGGUAAAUACUAUUAUCUGGAGGCGUAUCAGAAGUCUGAUAAGCUGGCUGACUGUGUCUCUGUGGCUGUGGAGCUGCCCAGUGGUCACUUUGAGGGACCAAUCAAAAGAGUGCAUUUGAGUUGGCGAUUACCAGAUGGAAGAACUGGCCCGGGACCAUCAUCGGAAGAAGAAGCUAUACCUAAGCCGGUUGGUUUGUAUCCGCUCAAUAAAGAAUUUGGUUCAAAGGAUGCGGGACCUAACCACGAAAAUGGCGUUCUGAGUAAUGUAGAACUCGCAAGUGGGCCUGAUGGCCAUGACGAUGGAGCGUAUGAGUUCAAAGGCACAGCAGAUUCAUUUGUGGAGAUUCCUAAUGACGGCAAGAUGGAUACACAGAACUCAAUGACAAUCCUGGCAAACAUCUAUCCCACAGGGAGUGGUGGACCCAUCUUGAACUACAAAACGGAUGGUUGGGGAGUUCAUCUGUGGCAGUUUGAAUCCACGGAGCUUUUUGUCAGAUUUGUACACCGUAAUGGAGUUUUCCACAAGCCAAUUGCUUCAAGAGUGUUACUGCUGAACGAAUGGAACCAGGUCGGUGCAACAUACGACAACACUACAGGUGUAGCGCAACUUUGGCAUAAUGGCAAAAUGGUAAAGAGUCGUAACAUUGGUCAGAUUAAACUGGCCACACAGUAUCCUAUCAGAAUUGGGGCCAGAGAUGGCGACGAUAGAAGGUUCGCCGGAAAGAUUUCGUGUUUACAGAUUUACGACAAAGCUUUGGACGAACAACAGAUUGGAAACCUCAAGAGUUGUCCUGUGAAAGCGAAUCCUUUAGGAGAUGACGCGUUGGAAUCUGGUGACGGGUCAGGUUCAGGAGACUGGGACGAGCAUGACUUUGAUUCAAGCGCCGUAUCCAUUUCACACAAUGCUGGUAAAUAUGACAAAGACGAAGAGGCUGACGACGAGAUUCAGGGAUCUGAGUCUACGUCAGGAAAUAAAUGCGAUCCGGAGCCAUGUGAAAAUGGCGCCAAGUGCAUCCGGGACAAUAAAAGAAUGGACGGUUACCGAUGCAAAUGCACGUCAGAUUUCACUGGGCGAAACUGUCAGGUUUCCAAACCAGAUGCUGAGAAUCCCAUCGUGAAGAAAGCCAAGAUUCCCAAACCCGAACUCAAGACUGGCACUGAGGAUUAUCAAAAGAAUUCUAGUUCUCUAAAUCUCAUUCUCGAAAAUCUUCCAGACGAAAAGAAAGAAGACGUGCUGUUACUCUUCCAGAAGGUCGGCUGCUUUAAAGAUGAAAAUGUCAAGCAUGAUUUGCCUGACAGAGCUACAGUCAAAUCUGUUACACAAGAGGACUGUGUACGAGCAUGCGCUCUUGAAGAAAAGGGUUACUCUUACUUUGGACUUCAGGACGCUGACAAAUGUUUUUGCGGGCACCGCUAUGGAAAGUACGGCAAAGCAGAUGAUGCUCAGUGUAACAUGCCUUGUAAAGGAAAUGACAAGGAGAACUGCGGUGGCAAUGCCACAAACAUGGUCUACUUCUUUGGUUUAGGUACCAACUACACUGUAACCACGCUAACUGGAGAUGUCGAAGGCGCCGACACAGAUGCUAAGGUGUACAUAACCUUAUAUGGAGAGAAGGGAGACUCCGGAUUUAGGAAACUGGACACUACACAUUUUUCAAGGGGAAAAAAUGAUACAAAUACUCUUGUCUUACCUGAUCUUGGUAAGCUGAGGCAAGUUAGAAUUCUUCACGAUAACUCAGGAACAACUCCCAGCUGGUUUUUGCAAAAGGUAACAGUUAAAGACGAGAAUGGUCGUGUAUACGAGUUUCCUUGCAAGGAAUGGCUGAGUGAAACACAGGGAGGUGGCAAAACAGAACGUCUUCUGAGACUACAGCACUCAUAGUGCCUAUUGUGCAUGCUUCUAAGAUGGAAACUGUGCACUGUUGACAUCGUAAUAACCGACUUACAAACGGGUGCACUGUGACACAAUGGAACUGACAUGCAGAUGGGUGUAAUGAGACAAUGGUACUGACUUACAGACGGGUGCACUGUGACACAAUGGAACUGACAUGCAGAUAGGUGUAAUGAGACACAAUGGUACUGACUUACAGACGGGUGCACUGUGACACAAUGGUACUGACAUGCAGAUGGGUGUAAUAAGACACAAUGUAACUGACAAACACCCUGACUACUGACGAACUAUACAAGAGAACAGUCACAUGUCUCUGUGAUAGACGACUUUACGAAAAUGCCAGGCACUCCUCACCCGUGGAGAUUCAUUCAACAGUGUAUAUAUAAUUCAGUCAUGUACCUGGCACAGCAUUUGGAAAAUUAUCUGAAUUAUCGUACCUCGGUUUUUCUUAGAUCUGCUUUAUUCGUAUUGUUCCUGUUUAGAAAUGUUGGUUUUUUUUAUCAUAACUUGUACGACCUGGCUUUUGGUUAAAGAGCUUUGCAAGUCAGACGAUGUUUGGGGAUAAGUUAUGCCAACCUAAUUUAAUCUCUCGGAACAACAUCGCGUUGAAUCACCGAUACCUUUUUCUUGUGUAAUUAUAGAUCUAAAAAGCAAAAGUAAAACGUAGAGGUGUCAUUUUGCAGACCACUUGACCAUUGGGAUAAACAAAGUCAAGGGACUUCUGGCAAACAGACAAUUUUUCCUUCUUUUAUAUACGACUACCUCGCCGUUACCUACCAAUGGUUAAGGGUUUUAUUGGUUUUUAUCCGGCCUGUAGACAUAUCCCUCUGUACCCUGUAAGCUUUGAAUAGAAGAGGACUCAUCUCCAAAUUGGUUUAAAAACCAAAUUCUUAUAGAGUUUAGUCUUCGAAGAAUUCGCUGUGCACUCUAAACCUAACACCUGAAAUUGCCAAAAAAGAAAAAAAGCGACGUACCAUUAAGGAGUGCCUGUCAUAAACAAAUUAUCCUUGAUAAAAGCAGAGAUAAUUAAGCCAUGCAAUGGGGAAAACAUUCCGCAUGUAUGUUGCUUUCAUAUUGUUAUCCUUCAUCUGAGGGUUAUGGGGAUUUGACGCCCGCGAGUUACGUACCUUUUGAGAAACUUUCGCCCAGACGACAAUCAAAUGAAUUCACUUUAUCACUUAUUUUUACACCCUCGGAAGAAACUAUCAUAGUUUUCCUUUAACUUCCUGGAGGAAAGUCCAAAAAGACAACAUUUGUUCCAGAUAUAUAACAAGGCUUCAGCUAGUUGCGGUGUUGUUUGGCUUUGAUCGCUUACUCCUUAUGUGUUGGAAAGCUAAUUAAGGAGCCAGUUAAUGCCUGCAUCUUGGAAAAAAUGGGCUAGGAACUUAAGCAGGUAGUGAAAGAUUAAGUGGCUCGUUGAGAGCAAUUCUCUGAAUGCCACUGGAGAGAAGAUCUCGGUGGUUGGUUAUCUUAUAAGGAUUGUAAUGGCAUUGUACCACAGUGGUAUGUUCUACAAUUAAUAUGUAAAUAAUGUACAAUAAAAUGACGAUUUAAUUGUG